ACUGUGACCGUCUGUCUCCGGUAUAAAACUCCGAGUCUAUGUGUGUUUGUGCAUGACUGUCUCCGCAGGUGUAACUGUGUUAUUGUGUAUGGGUUUGUGAGAGAUUGCGGGUGUGACUCUGUGUGUGUGUGUGUCGCUGUGUGGGUGUGUGUGUGACUGUGUUUGACCCCUUGUCCCUGUGGAUAUAACUGCGUUUGAAUGUGUGUGACAGAAGGUGUCAUUACGUGCCCAUGACCAUCUAUAUCUGCAGGCAUAAUUUUUGUGUAAUUGUGACAGGAUGUGUGACUUUGUGUGGUAUGUCACUAUGCAUGAGAUUGUGUGUGACUGUCUCUCUGUUGGAGUAACUGUGUAUCGUCAUCUCUAUCUUUGUGUUAAUACCAGUGUGUAUGUAUGUGACAUUACAGUCGCAAUUAUGUGACCAUAUAUAUGUGUGUGAUUGGGUGAGAAUUUGUAUGUGUAUGUCAGACCUAGUGUGUGAUUGUGAGACACAGAAAGAUUAAAAUUACUCACCCACAUUCACACAGUUACUAAAUGACAGAAUCAGGACUUAAGCCCAGGCAAUUUGGCUCCAGAGGCCUUGCUUUUAAUUGCUAAACCCUCUUGAUCUUUCCCAUGCUGUGAGGGUGAAAAAUGGGGGCCCUGAGUUCUGAGGGUGUUGGAGAGUAUUGUCUGUGGUCUUGGACUAGGACCCUUCUGGACAUAGAACUUAACCUGUGUCUCUUUGUUUAGUCCCCUUGUGAGUAACAGAACCCAAUCUAAAGACACUGUGGUGAAACCAUCCUCAUAUUGGCUGCUUUUGGGGGAGGAAAGCCCAACCUGAAAGCCCAGUCUUCCUCUCCUUAGGCCAUGGAGUUUGAGAUUUUAGGUUUGUCCUUGUCAAAACUCUUCCAUGUUUGGUGCUGAGAGAGGCUGAUCCAUGGCUCUUUUUCUCACAUACCAAGUGAACUAAGUGUUUGGUUCUGACUUCACGUAAUAAAGAAAAAUGCUCUCAUUUCCUUUUCAACUGUGUGUGUAAAAUCUAAGUGGCAAUAAGGGUGGCACUUCUCUAUGCCAGGAGUUGGCUCAAGCAAUCUUGACAGUGAGGAAAGGUUCUGACAGUUGGGUUGAUUUGCCCAAGGUCACGUAGCCAAUGAGGAAAGGAAUGGAGAGUCAGUGUGUGUCUGGGGGUCUAUAUAAAGCACAAGUCUUUCACAGCACCUUUCAGUGACUGAUGGUUCAUCUCAAACUUGAAAAGUAUUAUUCAAAUGAUACACAGCGAUUUGAAACAGCAAUUUAAAAGCUAUUUUUUUUAUGCAGGUACUACUUAGAGCUCCCAGGUGCUGAGAAGACUUCACUGAUUCUCCUCUUGGGUUGCAAAGGCUUUUAUAAACAAAUUCAAGCUGCAUUACACUAAGGAAAUAAUUUUCUUACAGAUUGAGUUGGUUAGUGCAGAGUAGCCCAGAAUUAGGGGGUUGUAUAUCUUAAAUUCUAAGUCAAACACAACUAUCUUUGUUUUCAGUGUGAAGAAAUGUUGGCUCUGAGAAGACAAGGAACUUGUUUCAGGCUGUGCAGUUUCUUGUUGGUUUGGUAUUGAAAUUUGUCAAUGUUUGCCUCAGGCUGAAUUUCUGUGGAGUAAUAGAGGACUUUGUUCUCCAAAAGAGAAAAUUGAAGAAGGAAGGAAGAAUGGCUGUUGGACUAUGUAAAUCCAUGUCCCAGGGUUUGGUGACCUUCAGGGAUGUGGCUCUAAAUUUUUCCCAAGAGGAGUGGGAAUGGCUGGACUCAUCUCAGAAGGAUUUGUACAGAGAUGUCAUGUUGGAGAACUACAGGAACUUGGUAUGGCUUGGACUUUCCAUUUCUAAGCCCAACAUGAUCUCCUUAUUGGAGCAAGGGAAGGAUCCUUGCAUGGUGGAGAGAGAGAUGUCAGAUGGUCAAUAUGCAGAAUGGGACUCUUUGUAUGAAAUCAAGGCAUUAUCUCCAAAAUGGUACAUUGAUGAAGAGGAAAUAUCCCAGGGGAUGAUAAUGGAAAGACUUACAAGUUAUGGCCUUGAAUCCUCCAGUUUCAGAGAAGCCUGGAAAUAUAAGGGUGAAUUUGAGCAGCAUCAGGGAAAUCAGGAGAGUCAUUUCAGGCAAGUGACAACUCUUAAGGAAGUCUCUGCCAUGAAAAGAGACAAUGAAUAUAAUAAUUCUGAGAUAAAUGUUCUCUUGAACUCAGUACUUUUAACACAACAGAGAGUUCCCACAGUAGAACAAGUACAUAAAUUUGAUAUUUAUGAUAAAAUGUUCCCCCCAAAUUCAGUUCUAACUGAACAUAAAGGACUACAUGCUGAGAAGGAAUCUUUGAUAGGUAAUGAAUGUGAAGAAUUCAACCAGAAUACAUACCUUAGUAAAGAUGCAGAAAUUCCUCCUGGGGAGAAACAUUACGAAAGUAAUGAUUUUUCAGAUCUCUUAAGUUUCCACUCAUUACUUACUCAACAUCACACAACUCAUCUUGGAAAAUUAUCCCAUGGAUACGUUGAAUGUGGUGCUGCCUUUAGCUGUUAUUCAUUCUUUACUCAACCUCAGAGAAUUCACAGUAGAGAGAAACCAUAUGCAUGCAAUGACUGUGGAAAAGCCUUUAGCCAUGACUUCUUUCUCAGUGAGCAUCAGAGAGCUCAUACUGGGGAGAAACCAUAUGAAUGUAAGGAAUGUAACAAAGCUUUUAGACAGAGUGCACACCUUGCUCAACAUCAGAGAAUUCACACUGGAGAGAAACCCUUUGCAUGCAAUGAAUGUGGGAAGGCCUUUAGCCGUUAUGCCUUCCUUGUGGAACAUCAGAGAAUUCACACAGGAGAGAAACCAUAUGAAUGUAAGGAAUGUAACAAAGCCUUCAGACAGAGUGCACACCUUAAUCAACAUCAGAGAAUUCACACUGGAGAGAAACCCUAUGAAUGUAAUCAAUGUGGAAAAGCCUUCAGCAGACGCAUAGCCCUUACUCUGCAUCAAAGAAUUCACACAGGAGAGAAACCCUUUAAAUGUAAUGAAUGUGGAAAGACUUUUGGCUAUCGCUCACACCUUAAUCAACAUCAGAGAAUUCACACUGGUGAAAAGCCCUAUGAGUGCAUCAAAUGUGGGAAGUUUUUUAGGACUGACUCACAACUUAAUCGACAUCAUAGAAUUCAUACUGGAGAGAGACCUUUUGAAUGCAGUAAAUGUGGGAAAGCCUUCAGUGAUGCUUUAGUUCUAAUUCAUCAUAAGAGAAGUCAUGCAGGAGAGAAACCCUAUGAAUGUAACAAAUGUGGGAAGGCCUUCAGUUGUGGCUCAUACCUUAAUCAACAUCAGAGAAUUCAUACUGGAGAGAAACCUUAUGAAUGUAAUGAAUGUGGGAAGGCUUUCCAUCAGAUCUUGUCCCUUAGGCUACACCAGAGAAUUCAUGCUGGAGAAAAACCCUAUAACUGCAAUGAAUGUGGGAACAAUUUUAGCUGUGCUUCAGCUCUUCGACGACAUCAGAAAAUUCAUAAUAGAGAAGCUCUCUGAUUAUGUAUAACAAGUAUAAGAAAGAAAACAUUUAGUCACCAUUCAGUCCUUAUUAAAUAAAUAUCAGUGAGUUCUUCAGUUAGUAAUUCUAUGAACGUAGUACCUAUGGAGAAGCCUUCGGUUCAUGAGCAUCCCUUAUUUGAAAUAGCCUGAGUAGUAGACAUCUGUUACUUUUGGAUCUGUUCUGUACCCUAUUUGAGACUUAUCUCACCCUCAAUGCAUAUCAUUCUGAUGAAAUUGUUUAAUCAGGAAGAGCAGUAGAUUGGUCAUAGGCAGGCCAAUUAUUUUCUUCAACCUCAUGAUAGAUAAGGGAUUUACAAAUGGCCCUGUCUAGACCAGUAGAGUCCUAGGGGGUCAUUGUUAUGGGUAGUAAGAAAAGAUUUUUUUUCCCCACCCCAGAAUUGCAAGUUUCAAGGAUUUAGUAAGGUUAAAAACUCACCAGUAGCCUUUUUGCCACCACAUGAAGAAAGCCUUCCCAGGAUAAAUCUAACACAAAGGAAAACUGAGGUCAGAGACAGAAAUCUGAGGAUGUUUGAUCUUCUGGAUCCAAUCAUGUCUGAAGUUUACACCAUCUUUUACUUUUUCAUUUUUGUGAUCCAAUAAAUUUUCUUUUUUCUGCUUAUGUUAAUUUGACUUGGGUUUUUGCCUCUUGGAAUCAGAGUCAUGACUCAUACACCCCAUGUUGGCUACACAUGUGAGAAAGCCUUAAUCUUUUAUAUGGCAUAAUUGUUUAUCCUGAGGAUAAGCCUCAUAACAAGUAUAUGAAAGUUAAAUACACAGCCUUCAUAAAGCUGAAAGAAUUGUUACAUUUUAUUUGUUGAUAAAAACUAAUUUAAUAUUCAUUAGUCUGUUUCACAAUAAGGAAGAAUUUUUAAAAAUUCACUUAGUGAAACUUAUUACCAGGCUUUCUCAUAGGGAAUUAAAAUCAUUUGUGGCAGUGACUCACUAUAGACCUUUAAAGAAAGAUUGGCCAGCUAAGAGAAUAAUGGAUCCAUCAGUUUAAUGAAUGGCUCUUCAUCUUAAAGGAAUUAUUUGAUUUUCUACUUUCAGCGUGGGUUUAAACAUAUCAUGUGAUAGAAUAAGAUAGAAUUGUAAAUGAGGUCUUUUGUGGGUGGGUUGUAAACUUGGUUUAAGAAGUUUAUAGAUAACUUCUUUGGAACGAGACAUAUUAGACAAGACAUUGCUGGCAGACAAAAAGAAUGAGCCAUUUUCAACUAAUGGUUAAAGUAAAGCAGUUGGAGCCUAAAAUUUUUAGAGUAUAACUCAUUACUAUUCAGAGUAAUGAGGAACAGGAGGGUGUGGGGCAGUAUGUUCCUGUUUUAUCUGAGUGUAUAUACGAAGGUAAACUUUAAUAUGGAGACGUUGCCACUUUGAACAGUUAGAACCAGUUAUAAUCUUGGGCAUUGUCUGGAGAGCAUCUAUAAAAACAGAUCAGGACAAAUGAAUUAUGAAAAAGUGAAGGAUUUACAUGUGUAUAUAUGUGCGUGGAGCAAAACAAUGACUACUAAUAUAAUUUCUUUAAUAGUCAAUUUAUACUUAUAUCUAAUAAAAAUCUGAAAAUUAUUUUUCUUAAAUAUUAAGACAAAUUCCCUUUGAACAACUUAAAUUACAGACCUAGUAUAAUUGAAUACUUCAAACCUUGAGCAGAAACAAAUAUAAUCGUUUUAAAACACUGCCAAACUUGCAUUAUAUCUAAUCUAAAAUAUAUUAAUAAUCGUAAGCGAAAUUCAUGUAAUCAUCUCUUUAUUCUCAUAUUUUCUGGAGGUAUAGGAACACUUAUUUGAAUAUGUUCUAAGGGUUUAGUUACAACUUACAUCAGAAAGCUCCUCAGGAUUACUCUGAACUUACUAAGCUUAAAGGAAGAAAAAUAAUGACUCAGACCAGUGAUGAGUCUGAGUUGUUCACUAAUUGAUUCUUGAUCUAAGUAUGGCACCUGAUUUCUUCCUCCAAGGUGAUAUAAACCCAAGCCACUGAUUCUGUUUUUACAGUUAAACUUCACUUCUAAUGUUGAUAAAACCUGUUACACCCAUGCCUUUAGCACAGGUGUUUGUACUUUACAAUCUGAUGUUUCUCCUCAUAAUGAGGUACCUAAAUUUUGUUUAUCUGCAACUAUACAAUCCAUUGUCUUAUUGUGAUAUAUUGACUUGAUCUUUUAGCAUUAUAACUCAUGCUUUAUUAGUAUGUUAUAGAUAUUAGGACCAGCUAGAGAUUUCCUAUCCUAAGAGAUAAGAGUUUGAGUCUGUUUAGUUAAUUAUCUUUAGGACAUGAACUAAUCCAUUUAGGACUCACUGGUUAAACCUUUUCCACUUGGUUGAGUGUGAUCAAUGGCAAUGAAUUUUUGGAUUUCUUUUUUAAUCUGGUUAUUGUGCUGACGUAUCUUUCUGCCUUGUUACAGUUUAUGCAGUUUUUUGCUUGUCAUACAGAAGAGUUUUCUUUAUUUACUCUUGCUUAAGUAGAAGGUUUGUAUUUGUGUGUUUAUGUGUAUGUGUUUUGUUUAAAAUUUUUGUAUUGAGCACCUACUCUGUUGCAGGCUUUGUUCUAAUCCAGGCUUUGGAGGUAACAGUUGUGAGUUAAACAGACAAAAAUCCUUGCCUUCAUAGAGCUAAUUUCUAGUGAAGAAGAUAGACAAUAAAAAAUAUAUAUAAGUAAAACAUAUACUAUGUAAGAGUAACUUCUAAGGAGAAAAAGAUGAAGGAAGAGCUGGGUGACCAGGUUGAUAUUUUAGAUUGUGUGGCCAGUGAAGGCCUCUUUUGAAGUUAACUUUUGAUUAAAGACCUGGGAGAGAUAAGAGAUCUGUCUAUUCAUGCUACAUAUAUACACACAUACACGUACACACAUAUACACAUGUAUAGCCCUUAUCUACCUAACGGAAAGGAAAUGCAUAUAUGUAUAUGUAUGUGUGUGUAUAUAUAUGUUUUAUACUUUGUUCUUACUAAAUUCUUUCUCAUUUUAUUAUGCCUUUGUAUUUGUGUAUUGCAUUUUAACAUUUUUCCUUUUAGUCAUGAACUCAUGGCCUUCUACAGUCUUAACACAUUUUAAUUAUAAUGUAUAUAUAUAUUUUGAUGCGCAAAUUAUCAGAAUUUAGCCAUUGGGGCCACUUUAAGCUAACUCCUUGCUCCCUUCAGCACUGCUGCCCUGACAUCUCUGCAAGCAACUUUACUUUCUGGCAAUAAAAGGAUAUUCCAGACCCAUCCUAAAUGUUUUCUGUCCGAAGUCAUGAAGUUAGCCACCUUCCAAGGAAUUUAGGGAGGGAGAAAACAGGCAUAUACUUUUGAAAUGAGACAGGCUGGGACCUGGAACCUGGCACCCUUUGCUACAGUGCGUGCACCUGGACAAAUGUCUCUUGGAGAAACAGAGUACAAAAAAACUAUAUAGGACUAAAAAUAACUGCAUGCAUGCGCAGUUGGGGCAAAUUAUGAACAAGAUACAAAAAGACCAAAAACCCAAGUGCCACUUUUGAGGUGUCGAGGGCAAAAUCAGGGUACUGCAUAUAAUCCCUGCACACAGCACCGCCAAGGAGGUGGGCCGACCACCUAAGCCACCCUUCCAGCCUGACCCUCACCCCAUUUAGGGAUCAGCUCACACCCCCACGCACACACCAAGAGUGAGCAAGGGCAUCUGUUACUUGUUUUCGCUCCCUUGUGCUGCAGCAUGAGUCCCAAUAAAGACCUGCCUGAAUUUCUCAUCUGGCCUCAUAGCAAUUUCUAUUGAUUAAGGAGUCCAAGAACCUUGGUCAGGAACAGAAAGAGGUUAUGAAAUCAGAAAUAGAAGUUUUCAAAUAAUUUUCCUCAGCAAAAGGUCUUGCUAGAUGGAUUUGGGGGCCUGAGAAAGAGUGUAAAGUAAGAUUGCAUUUUCCUUAUAUACUAUAUUUUCUAUUGUUCCUCUUGCCCAAGAAGAAAAAGAUGACCCACAGUAGAGCUCAUUUUAAUAAGAAAUAUAUAUUAAUUACUCUAUAAAACUUGAAGUUGUUUUAGGAUUUGUGAAUAUUGUUUCAAUAACAUUGUUAAAAAACAACCAUUUGAAACUUGAUAAUUUAAAAUUGCCUCGAUUGAUGUAAAUGAGUCGAAAGGAAAUGUGGCUAAGCUUCUUCAGGUGUGUUAAAAUUCCACUUGCUCUCUUCCUCCUAAUACAAGGUUUUCUUUCUUUUUAAAAGUAUUUCAGACAUCUCUUCCUGAGCAAAUGCAAAAGUUUUUGUGAUAUAUUGAUAGAAGUAAAUUUUCCAUGGAGUCCUGUACCCUUUUAGCAGUUACUGUAUUUGGAUGCUAGGACUGCACAUGAAUUGGGGGCAAAUUUGCUGCUAUUGUGACUGGGUCCCUUUUAGAGACAGCUGGAAAAAAUGUUUCCUUUUUAGAGCAUCAUUUCAUAUUGAUUCUAGUUCUUAGAAUAUUUGCCGUACCCUACUUUAUUCACAGAGCUCAGGACAGGGAGACAAUAAUAGAGAAAAGCAGAUUGCUUGAAGCCAUGAGUUGAGGCUACUUUAGUGACAGAAGAAUGAGUCACUUUCCUGGUCAGCUUUCUUAAGGCAUUUUUGUGGGGGAAUUUCUCACAUGUUCUUCCAGAAAGAGUAGUGGAAGUAUCCACUCUUGAUUAUUGGCACAUGUAUAGUUGUUGGCAUUAGACCUUCACAUGGAUGUCAGGUCUUUUAGUUGGGAGAACCUGAAAAGGUGAUUAUACUUCUUUCAGACUCAGUUUGGUUAUCUGUAAAGUUAAAAUAAUUACAGCCUUCCAUGUUUUUGUGAGGAUUACUUGACUGUAAUAUAUGUAAACAGUUAACAUGGCAAUUAUUAAUGAUGAAAUUAAGUAGGAAGUUGAAUUGCAUGCCUGAGAGCCAGCUGCUUAUAUGAGACAGAAUUGCAAAUUCUGCCCCUGUGUCCUGUUUCCCAGUGUAUGGAGUCUCAGACAGCCGUGCUCCUAGCCCUUCUUUCUGAUCCUGGAGAGGGAACUGCAGUUCCAGAGUCUCUUCGGAGCUCCCUGUUGGGAUAUAUGGGGCUGUUAGGACUCUGCCUUCUAUUAAAAUAGAGGCCAGGAAGUGUAUGGCUCUUGGUUUUUAAAUUUUGCAUUUAUAUUUUUGGACCUCAAUUCCUAGUAUAUUACCAAAAUUGUUUAGUCUAACACUCAUUUCUUGGUUCUUCCCCCUGUCGUUCCCAAUUCCUAAUCUCCCCCAUGGGCACAUACACAGCUGUGUUUGGUAUGCAUCCUUAAAUGUGUAUAUAUCCCCUAUCAAAUAAGUCAUGUUGUGUGUUUGAAAUUUAUAUUAUUGGUGUUAUGCUAUAAAAGUGUCACUUUUUUCUACUCAGUACCAUAUUUUGGAUUGAUCGUGUUCUGUGCACAGUGCUGUUAUGCUAUUCAGUACUUCUAACAUUUGCAUAGUAAUUCAUAGUAAAUGUUUACUACUUUUAAUUUAUUCAUUUCUGCAUACAACUCCUGGCUGGCACAAAGAACAUCCUGGUAUGUGUCCCCUUGUGGACCUGAACUAGGUUAGACUAAUUGCUGUAGAAUAUUGUGCAAAGGAUUUUUUUGCACAAUGUUAUAAGGUACAACCAGAUUACUUUCUAAAAUGGCUGCAACUAUUUACAUUCUCCCCAAGAGCACCUCUGUGUCCUUGUAAACACUUGAUAAGUUUUAUCUUCCUUGAAUGUUUUAGUUUGCAUUAUUGUUAUUGACUACUGGUGAGUUGAAGCUUAUAUCUCUAUACUUCCUCAUCAUUUGGACCUUCUAUCAAGUGGGUCUUUAUUUUUUUAGCCAUGUUUAUCUCUUAUCAAAUAGGCCAUCAAAUCUAUUUACAAAAGUUUAGUUAAAAUGUACUUUUAAGUCCAUCUGGGCUUUAGGCUUUUUCUUCUUUUGAGGGGAUGUUUCUAUACUAUUUCAGUGUGUCAGAUUUAUUCAAAUUUUGUUUCUUGUGCCAACUUUGGUAUUUUAUAUUUUCUAGAAAUGUAUUAAUUUUGUUUAGGUUGUCAAACUUGUUUGCAAGUAGUCAUUCAUAAGAUUCUUUUAUAAUUAUUCUAACUUCAUUUGGAUUCUUACUCAUUUUUUCAUUUACAUCUUUGCUCUUUUAUUUUUAUCAGCUUUGACAGAGGUUUACCUAACUUAUUGAUCAUUGAUUUUCAAAAAACCUAUCUCUUGGUUUUAUUAUCCUUUUCUCUUAUUUUUCCUAAUUCUUUAUUGAUUUCUUCUGCCCUUUAUGUUUGUCAUUUAAUUCUUUUUUGAGUGUGCUCUGUCCUCUUAAUCUACAUUUUUGUGGUUUUAAAAAAAAUCUUUAUUGGAGUAUAAUUGCUUUACAAUGGUGUGUUAGUUUCUGCUUUAUAACAAAGUGAAUCAGCUAUAUAUAUAUAUAUAUAUAUAUAUAUAUAUAUAU
Molecule: messenger RNA, 9847 nt
Organism: Globicephala melas (long-finned pilot whale)
Lineage: Eukaryota; Metazoa; Chordata; Mammalia; Artiodactyla; Delphinidae
Source: RefSeq, a predicted model, not a curated record